Trichoderma gamsii is the source of this 765-nucleotide messenger RNA. RefSeq lists its product as hypothetical. The transcript has a single exon. The coding region runs from base 1 to 765 and encodes 254 amino acids. The record is from RefSeq and is a predicted model, not a curated record. NCBI's taxonomy places the organism in Eukaryota, Fungi, Ascomycota, Sordariomycetes, Hypocreales, Hypocreaceae.
AUGGCCUCCGAAAGCGACGUUCUGGUUUUUGAUAAUCUUGGCAAAGAGGGCAAGAUUUGGUCGCAUCAUGUACUCCGGGUUUUAUUCUCGCUCCAUUAUAAGGGAAUUCCCUAUUCACUCAAAGGAGUCGAGUAUCCCGACAUCAUCUCAACAUUUGCGCCGACGAGUCUGGAACCGAAAGAUGACCCUAUAGAGCCAUACGAAAUACCGGUGCUCAAGCUCCAGACAUCAACUGGCUCUGUGCGCUACGAAAUGAACAUUUCGAAAAUAAUCCAAGCCUUGGAAGAGCUGAAACCUGAACCAUCUCUCCGGUUUGAUACGCCGCGAAGUGUCGAAUACAGGACUCGUUUCGGACCAGCUUUUGCGCCGAUUCUUCAACUCGCCGUUGGACACGUGCCUCGAAUAUUAUCAGAGCGCAGCACAGUAGCGUUUUGCGAAAAGCGAAAACUGCGAUGGGGCAAAUCGGUAGAGCAGUGGGUUGAGGAGCAUCCUAUACAAGAAGGCCUGGCGAUCGCAGAGCCUCGACUCAGAGAGCUGGGCGAUUGGCUUGAUGCAGUUCCCGGGCCAUUUAUCGAUGGUGAUAGCCCUGGUUAUGCGGACUUCACCAUUACAAGCUUAUUGGUGUUUGUGAAAGCAGUUGGCUUGUCAGACGUUUUCGAAGCGGUGCUGGGCUUCCAUCCUGCGAUUCGGGGACUGUAUGACGCCGUUGGGUUGACUCAAAGAGGUAAUGUUUGGUGUCAGUACCUGUUUGAAGAUGGUGAAUAG